AUGUUCCCCUCGGAAGACGCAAUCGCCCGUGCUUUUUCUCCUCACCAUCCCCUCCAGCAGUCUCAGCCUGCGGAACCCCCGGCUUCGCAAAAACGCGAGCCUUUCCCCGCCUGGAGCGUGGCUGAAGACACCAAGAAGAAAGCCGACGCUUUUGCCAAAGAGGCAACACGGGAGCUCGAGGUUGCGAGCAAGAAAGUCCAGGCCAAGACCGGCAAAAUCGAGCCAUGGACUGCAAAGUAUUACGCUUCCUGUACAGUCGGAGGACUGCUGGCUUGUGGGCUCACUCACACCGCUGUGACGCCGCUAGAUCUGGUGAAAUGCCGUCGCCAGGUUGAUUCCUCGCUCUACAAGAGUAACAUGCAAGCUUUCAGCAAGAUUCGCGGGGCGGAAGGUCUGCGCGGAGUGUUUACUGGCUGGAGCCCGACUUUCUUUGGCUACAGUGCCCAAGGAGCGUUCAAAUACGGCGGUUAUGAAUACUUCAAGAAGUUCUACAGCGACCUUGUCGGCGCGGAGAAUGCGCAGCGAUGGAAGACGUCGCUGUAUCUGACUGCCAGUGCGUCGGCAGAGCUGAUUGCUGACGUUGCUCUUUGCCCCUUUGAAGCUGUCAAGGUCCGCAUGCAGACGACUAUUCCGCCCGACUUCCGGUCGACUUUUGGUGGAAUUUCUAGCGUAGUUGCGAAGGAAGGAACUUCCGGCCUCUACAAAGGUCUCUACCCCCUUUGGGGACGACAGAUCCCGUAUACUAUGAUGAAGUUUGCGUCUUUCGAAACCAUCGUUGAGAUGAUUUACAACUACCUCCCCGGUCAGAAGUCCGACUACGGCAAAGGAGCGCAGACUGGCGUCGCUUUCACCGGUGGUUACCUGGCCGGUAUUCUCUGCGCCGUGGUUUCGCAUCCCGCCGACGUGAUGGUGAGUAAACUGAACGCCAACCGACAGCCCGGAGAGGCGUUUGGAGCCGCAAUGGGCCGCAUCUACAAGGACAUCGGCUUUAUGGGGCUGUGGAACGGGCUGCCCGUCAGAAUCAUCAUGAUCGGAACCUUGACUGGAUUGCAGUGGAUGAUUUACGACUCGUUCAAGAUCUUCAUGGGCUUGCCCACGACUGGAGGCGGCCCUGCUGCUGAGAAGAAGCAGUGA
This is a messenger RNA of Aspergillus terreus NIH2624, 1134 nucleotides long. RefSeq names its product putative mitochondrial phosphate carrier protein. The coding region runs from base 1 to 1134 and encodes 377 amino acids. Gene Ontology annotation, biological process: mitochondrial phosphate ion transmembrane transport. Gene Ontology annotation, cellular component: mitochondrial inner membrane. NCBI's taxonomy places the organism in Eukaryota, Fungi, Ascomycota, Eurotiomycetes, Eurotiales, Aspergillaceae. Gene Ontology annotation, molecular function: phosphate transmembrane transporter activity. The record is from RefSeq and is a predicted model, not a curated record. The transcript has 6 exons.